AUGCACCUUUCCCGGCUGAGGAGAUGGGGCCUGAAGCCCAACGAGGUGAUCCUCUCCGCUUUAGUGGGUAUCUGCGGUCGGCCAAAUAGAAUUGACCACGGCAUGGGCUUGCACUGCUUCAUACUUAAGCAGGGAUUUCAGGAUCAUCACUUCAUCGCGAGCAGCCUGGUUGUCAUGUAUUCCAAGUGCGCCAGGGUUGACUCCGCUCGGCGGUUCUUUGAGGAGAGAGCAGUUUACGAUUGUAUCUCAUGGAACUCCAUGAUUUCUGCCUACCUGCGCAAUGGCAUGAGCAAGGAAGCAAUCGAUCUCUUCUCAGACGCCGUAGGAAGAGUUUCUGAUCGCCUGGCCUUGGUAAACAACUUUACAUUAUCCAGUGUUCUUAAGGCCUGUGCUCUUUCGGGAUCCAUCCGACCCGGCAGAUCCGUACAUGGCCUCGUGGUUAAGCUUGAUUUCGAGUGGGAUGUUGUCCUGGCAGGAUCCUUGAUGACUAUGUAUUCAAAGCAUGGCUGUUUGGGAAGAGCUCGCCUGAUAUUCGAGAAGCUGGGGGAGCGAGAUUUAGUAGCUUGGAAUGCCAUGAUAUCAGGGUAUGUACAGUUUUCACAUGAUGAGGAGGCCAUGAAACUGUUUCAGAGGAUGCAGUUGGAAGGAUUUCUCCCCAACGAGAUCACACUCACCAGUGUCUUGAAAGCUUCUGCCGGGUUAGAAGACAUUGACCUGGGCAAAUGUUUGCACGCCUACGUGACCAAGCGUGGACAUAUAUCUGACUCGUUCGCGGGAACCGCAUUGGUUGACAUGUAUUCAAAGUGUUCAGAGAUUAAAGAUGCAGAGCACGCUUUCAUGGUGGUGCGGGGGAGGAGUCUAGUGUCUUUCAAUGCCCUUAUAUCUGGCUAUUGCUUGAUGGGGGAUCACGAGAGAGCCAUGCUGGCAUACAUUAACUUGCUAAAGCAAGCCAUGAGACCAGACCCAUUGACUCUCACCGGUCUUCUCUGCUCGUGCUCCUCCAAGGCUCUGGGAGAAGGAUCUCAGGCUCAUUGCCAUGCGAUAAAGCUUGGUUUCGACUCAGACAUAUCCCUGGGGAAUUCUCUGGUCGGUUUUUAUGCCAAGUGUGGCCUCACAGACUGUGCGGUCGAGGCCUUUGGGUCUGUAAUCGAACCUAAUUCUGUCGCCUGGGCCGGGAUCAUCUCCUGUCUUGUGAAGAAUGAUGAAGGAGAGAAGGCAUUGCAGUAUUUUAAAACCAUGCACAUGUUUUGGGAAAGGGCUGAUGAAUUCUCUACAUCAGCUGUUAUCAAGGUCUUGGCUGAUUGGGCGGCUGCUGAACAGGGCAAGCAUCUUCAUACCUUGGUGAUAAAAAUGGGGCUGGAAUCUGCUGUCUUUGUGGCCACUGGCCUCGUCGAUAUGUACUGCAAGUGCGGGAUGGUGGAAGAUUCAUUCAAAGUGUUCGUCAGCAUGUCUCUGAGGAACGAUGUCGCAUGGAAUGUUAUGAUAACCGGCUUGGGCCACAAUGGGCGCUGCACUAAGUCACUGGAACUGUUCCAUGAGAUGGUGGAUAUUGGUGUCACGCCCAAUGCUGUGACCUUCAUCGGAGUUCUAGCGGCUUGCAACCACGCUGGUUUGGUCGACGAAGGGAGAUCCUACUUCGAUUUGAUGGGUUCCCGGUUUGGGAUUUCUCCCUCGAUCGAACACUACACCUGCAUGGUCAGUCUUCUCGCCCGAACUGGGCGCUUCCACGAGGCAGAGCUUCUCAUGAACGCUUGCUCUUCCCUGCCGGAUCCCGUGAUGUGGAGGUCAUUUCUUGCUUCUUGCCGGGUUCGCCGUAGUGAAGAGCGACCUUCGAGGGCUUCGAAGGAGCGCUUACUCUCUGCGCCUGAUGUUUGUUCCAGCAGCUACGUGCUUUUGUCUAAUUUAUUUGCCGAGGAAGGAUUAUGGCCUGAGGUGGCCGAGAUCAGGAGCUCAAUGAGAGAGCUGGGGAUGAGCAAAGAGCCGGGUUGUAGUUGGAUUGCAGUUAGAAAUGAGACCCAUGUUUUCACUGCCGAGCAGAAGUCAGGGUUCCCCGAUCAUAUGAGGGCGACGCUGUUCUUGGUUCAUUCGGAAAUGAGGGCUGGAGGAUAG
This is a messenger RNA of Spirodela intermedia, 2109 nucleotides long. Lineage: Eukaryota; Viridiplantae; Streptophyta; Magnoliopsida; Alismatales; Araceae. The record is from the annotation of a GenBank genome assembly.